GCGCACGCGCGCUCGCUCGUUGAGGCCUAGUCCGACCUGGAGCUUGAUUGCGGACCCGGUCCCGGACAUUGGGGGGAAUGAAACAGGGAGAACGCUACCUCUUCACGCGGUGACACCGACUCUACUGGCAUGGUGUGCGAAUGUCACCUCCAGACGCCGAGUUUGUUUCCGUGCCGUGGGAGCUGACUUCAUUCGGUUUGCCGCGUUUUCUCUGGUUCUUGUUGAAUCCCCCCCCCCCCCCGAUGUCGGCCCUGCCCACACUCCCCCUGCUCAUCAACCUGAGCUGCUCGUUCCUGGGCUUCCUGGGAACCCUCAUCCUCAUCCCCGCCUUCAGGGAGCACUUCAUCGCCGCCAGGCUCUAUGGGAUCGACCUCAACAAAACCUCCAAACAGCAAAUCCCAGAAUCCCAGGGAGUAAUCAGUGGUGUUGUAUUCCUCAUCAUUCUUUUCUGUUUCAUCCCUGUUCCCUUUCUGCAUUGCUGGGUGAAAGAGCAAUGUAUCAGCUUUCCUCAUGAUGUGUUUGUACAGCUGAUUGGUGCACUCCUUGCCAUCUGCUGCAUGAUAUUCCUGGGGUUCGCAGAUGACGUCUUGAACUUGCAAUGGAGACACAAGUUGCUACUGCCGACCAUGGCAUCCCUGCCCCUUCUCAUGGUGUACUUUACCAACUUUGGUAAUACCAUGAUUGUCGUGCCAAAGCCAUUUCGCUUUCUUUUGGGUCUCCAUUUGGACUUGGGAAUCCUGUAUUAUGCAUAUAUGGGAAUGCUAGCAGUCUUCUGUACAAAUGCUAUCAACAUUCUGGCAGGCAUCAAUGGCAUUGAGGCUGGACAGUCUCUGGUGAUUGCCAUGUCCAUCAUUGUUUUCAAUUUAGUCGAGUUAAAUGGUGACUACAAAGAUGACCACAUAUUCUCCUUGUACUUCAUGAUACCAUUUUUCUUCACCACUUUAGGGCUUCUGUACCAUAACUGGUAUCCUUCUAAAGCCUUUGUGGGCGACACUUUCUGUUACUUUGCGGGAAUGACAUUCGCAGUGGUUGGGAUCCUUGGCCACUUCAGUAAGACCAUGAUGCUGUUCUUCAUCCCUCAGGUGCUCAACUUCCUCUAUUCAGUGCCUCAGCUCUUCCGUAUCAUUCCAUGCCCACGACACAGACUGCCAAGAUUAGAUCCUCGUACUGGAAAACUGGGAAUGAGUUAUUCAACGUUCAAAACUAAGGAUUUGCCUAGACUUGGAGAUUUCAUAUUAAGGGUGGCUGAAAAAUUCCAUUUGGCAGAAGUGACUCGUGGAAUUGGAGACAACAAAGAGUACAUACAGUGCAACAACCUCACUCUGCUAAACUUCGUAUUAAAGCUGAUUGGCCCUACACAUGAGAGAACCCUGACCAUUAUACUUCUGUUCAUCCAGGUCACUGGAAGUGCGUUUGCUUUCAUGGUCCGUUAUCACCUGGUCCGCUGGUUUUACGAUGUUUGAUUCUGAAUCAAAAAUACUUGAAAUAUAGUACGGAUUAUUCCUAUUUUGGGAGUGAGCUAUUUUCCUUAUUCCCCCUUACUACACCAACUCAGGGGAUACUGGAGAGUUAAUCACUGCUCUAGAUGAAUGUUUUUUUUUGUCUGUUUUAAGUAUCUAUUGUCUCAUCUUACAUAAUGUGCCCAAGAAUUAAGUUUGAAGAUUUUCGGUUCCAUUUCCUUAGAAAUUUUAGGAAUCAGUUGAUGGUAUAAGGAAGUUUCUGUUCAUGUAUUUUAAGGGAUCACUUGAAAUAAUAUGGCAAGAUGUUUUCUCCAGUUAGUGGGGAUAAUUUAAAUUCAAUGUAAAUUUUCCCUGAGCAUGCACUUGGUGUAUUGCACACCUCAUUGAUAUAUGUUCCUGUAGAAUUCAGUGCAAUAUUUAAGGACUUUAGUUUGCUUUACAGUGGGUAUAGUAUUUUGAACACCUUAAAACCAGAAGUCUUUGUCAUCUUCAGACUAAUUCUUACCUUCAAUCUUCUUUGUUCUAGUGAUUCUGGACUCUAAUGUGCUGUAAGGCACAAGCUCCUGUAUUAUUGCACUUCCCUGUUUAGACUUGGAAGUUUAGCAUCCUGAAUUAAAUUCAGCCAUAAAAUAUCUUUUCCAAUUCCUCAACAGUGUUAGCAUUUAAAUAGUGUCUGUCAUUGUUCGUGCACUGGAUCUUUGAAGGAAUGAAGAAUUUGAGAACCAAGAACAGUCCUCACUUAGACAAUAGUGUACACUGGCAGUAAGUGAGGAGAAAGCCCAUUCAUAUACCCGAGCCUUCUCCCAAAGAAUGUGCAGCUUGAAAUUUUGAAUAUGGUGUGACCAAAUAUUAAAAUGACUCUAUUGUCAAAACACUAGAUAUGAUAUCAGAGGGUAUGUCUGCAGGCUUAUGCAACAGGCAGCAUCCAUUUUAUAAUUUCAGGAAAAUAUAAAAGCAAACACAGGUGAAAAGGGUACAAUGCAAUCUGGUUAGGUGACCCAUUCUCCGGUGACUCUUACAACUUUCCAGAAUAUGCAAACAUUUUGGCAAUGUCUACAAUACAGUGUUUACAACUCUUGCAGGAUCGGUCAAAGAUAAUAACCUGGCCAGAAUGCUGGUGAAAUUGCCAUCCUGAUUUAAAAGGCAAAUUGCAUUCAAAAGGUAACGGUGGUCAAGCAGCUGCAACAAAGUGGUUUGUACAUUUAAGGCAUGUGAUAUUCCCAAAUGCCAUUGGCUGGUAAUGAGUCUGCUUUCGGCAGUCUGUUGCCAAGGGUAAAAAUCCAAAGAAAUUGCUUGCCACUUAAACAAAAUACCGUGGAUGCUAGCAAUCCAAACUGAUGUCAGAAAAUGGAAGCAUUCAGGCAAUAUUUGUGAAGAGGGAAACUGAGUCAAUAUGUUUAGGCUGGUCAUCCUGAAGUAUUGACUUCAUUUCUGUCUCCACAGAUGCUGCGAGACCUGCAGAUUGUUUACAGCAUUUUUGGUUUUAAUGCUAUUGUUUAGUUUUUUUUGUGUUGGGAAAACCAAGUGUUAUACAUGGAGACUGGGAAUGAAUGUAUGAGCAAAGCAUACAGUGCAUGAAAGUCAAAGAAAUGUUGCUUUGAAAUACAUCUAGCAUGCUUCAGGUGCUAGUAAUUUUUUUUAACAUUUUGGAAUUCAAAUCAACCUGUAACCAACUUAUUUGAAAAUGCAUAAAAUUAUUAUGUUGGUCUUGAUGGUACACACUAAUAACUAAGCUGAAUUUGGCACUGUUAUUUACUCUUAAUUUGCAUCAGAAGCAGAAAUCCUGUUGUCUGGAUAUUUUGAGUCUGAAAGAGACACUUUUCACUGUGAAGAUGAGCUGUUGCAGGCUAUGCACAUGGUUACUGAAGUUAUCUACCUACUGUUUAUAAGUCCUUUGUGUGAAUAAUUCACACCUUUGUUCAAUUGCUGUUGAUGUGGUAUGACGUCAGUUCAGUGCAUGGUAACUGAAAAGAUUAAUGAAUGAAUAAUUGAUUAAAGUGCAAGAGCAUAUUGCUUUUUAUGUGCUAGAUUAUACGAAUUGUGUGCGAGUGUAUAAUUGAGACUCGGAUACUCUGAAAUUUGGUUAAUAUAAAUGGCAAACAUGAGUCUGAGAUU
Molecule: messenger RNA, 3575 nt
Organism: Hemiscyllium ocellatum (epaulette shark)
Lineage: Eukaryota; Metazoa; Chordata; Chondrichthyes; Orectolobiformes; Hemiscylliidae
Gene: dpagt1
Product: dolichyl-phosphate (UDP-N-acetylglucosamine) N-acetylglucosaminephosphotransferase 1 (GlcNAc-1-P transferase)
Exons: 9
Coding region: 141-1463 (440 amino acids)
Biological process (GO): protein N-linked glycosylation; dolichol-linked oligosaccharide biosynthetic process
Cellular component (GO): membrane
Molecular function (GO): UDP-N-acetylglucosamine-dolichyl-phosphate N-acetylglucosaminephosphotransferase activity
Source: RefSeq, a predicted model, not a curated record